UGACAUCUGGGACUGACCCAUGGAGCCCACACAGGUCUGUCCCUUUGCUCAUCAGGCAUCUGGACGGCAAGGCAGAGUGUGUGUGUGUGCCCCCGGAUACCCCAGAUGCCAGCCCUUGGGUGAAAGCCCAUGACAGCUAUGUAGGAAGAAGCCAGAGGCUGGGUCUGGGCCAGGAAUUUCUCUUUGGGCUUGUGGUUGCAUUUGACACUGUGUAGUCUUGUCCCACUGAAUACUCACAUUGUUGGCCACCACAGAAGCCAGGGGUAUUGUGUUACCAAAGUCUUUGGCAAAUGUGAUUUCUCCUGGUGUGUGGAGAACUCUGUCCAGCAUUUACUGGCCGUUCCAGGAACCAGCUGACUCCUGAGUAAGGGAAUUCUACCUGUGUGCCAGCACCUCCAGUCAGCUGAAAGGGUGGGAAAAGGCUGGGGCAGCGGUGCUGCAGGCAGGGGCACUACCCCAGCCUUAUGCAAUCAAACACAGAAGUUGUUCAUUCCCUUCCUUUUUUCUCUUGGAGUUGUGGCUCCUGGAGCUCUCAGGCCCCCAGCUCCAGUCUGGAUUAGUCGCCCUCUAAAUCUGUGGCAUAGCUAUCACCUGGACAUUCCCUUCUCUUCCCUCCCAGUGGAAUGCCCUGCUCCUGAUCCCACAUCUUCCUCUUCCUUGAUGAACUGACUUGUUUUGGUGGAGCACAUCCUCCAGUAACUUUCUGAGAAAGGUGUGUGGGAGAUAAAUUGCGUGUCUUUUUUUUUUAAUCCUCCCGUUUGAUGGUUGGGUAUAGAAUUCUUGGCUGGAAGUACAUCUUCCUCAAAAUCACCAUGACAUCGCUGUUGUAUUCUGGCACUGGCAUAGUUGUGAAUAAGUCCAAUGCUAUUCUGAUUUCCUGGCCUUCCUGAAAGCUUCCUUGGGGUAGAGGGGCUUUCUCCUGUCCCUGCCUCUGGGGAGGCUUUUAAGGUCUUCAAAGUGACCCUAAAGGAUGUAUGCUGAGUCCUGGGUGGGCUCUUUUCACUGAGGAACUCUUGUCCUCCAGAACAGGGAAAUUGUCAUGUAUUAUUCUUUGAUCUAUACCCCCCUCAUUUUUUCUGACAAGUCAUUCCCCAUUCCACUCCCACUUUCUGAGCUUCUUUUUCUAGAAUUCCUCGUGGUGAAUGCUAAUUAAUCCCUAAUUUUAUCUUUUUUUUCCCUGCUUAUUUUCUGUCUCUCUUAUCUUUUUUUUGUUCUACUUUCAGGGAGACUUCGUCAGUAUUAUCUUGCAAGUGCUCAGUUGAAUUGAAAAAUUUCUGUGAUCUCAUUUUUAAUUCCCAAAAGUUUGUUUCUUGUUCUCUGAGUUUUAGAACUCUUGUUUCAUGGAUACUGUAUCCUCUUGUAUCUCUCGGGAUAUUAACUGUAAGUUUUUUGACAUUUUUUUUCUGUUCUAUGUCCUGUCUCCAUUUUUUCCCCAAGUUCCUUUUUUCUGUUUGAUUGCUUCUGUGCCUGUUUUUCACAUUAGAAGUUUUUUUGGAGUCUCAGGUGAACCUUGGCUGGAUGCCCUUUCUUAAAAGUGAUAUUUUACGAGCUGCUACGUUCUGUAUGGGAUCCAAUUGACAACAGCAACUUGAAAGAUUAGCUAGGAACCCUAGGGACAAUGAGUUUAUGUUAAUGAGAGAGGAACAACUCAGAAAAGGAAGAUGAGAAUGGUUGUACGACUUAAAAAUGUAAUCAGUGUCACUAAAUUAUACAUGUAGAAACUGUUGAAUUGGUAUGCACCAAUUUUUGUUGUGUGUAUUCCCAACAACAAAAACAAAUAAAAUUUAAGGAAAAAAAAAAAAAAGCUGCUGGAUCAUGCUGGUGUGUGGGCUCACGGUACUGUAUUGUAUGUAGGGUGCUUGGGCAAGCCCCAGGUCCUUCACGAAGAGCCCCAGGUUGAUCAGUGCCUAGCUGGCUGGGGUGAGGAAGGCCUGGGGCUCCCGCUGCUCUCUGUCGGCCAUCCAGCCAGUCCUCCCGUUUCCUCUGCACCCCGUCUCUUUUUUCAGUGGUGCCUGUGCCUCCAUUCCCAAGUUUCCUGUUUCUGUGCAAGCGGAUGUGCUCUGGUUGGCCUCUCCUGCCUCUGUGAGCAUUUGCAUUUUGGCUUUCUCCAUCCCUCCGAGUCAUUCAGCGCACAACUGUCUUGGCAAAUUCCAGUGCCGUCUCACGUCUGCUGCCCUCUCCUCUCCUGUUCUCUUCAUCUUUAUGGGUUUAUGCUGUUUCUGUUCCCAUUUUACAGGGGUCUCAGAAUGGAGUGGAACUAAAUGUAGGUUCAGUUCACCAUGUUUAGCUAGCUUAGCUGGAACUCCUGGCAGUCAGACCCGAGCUGAGUGCCUGCUGCAUGCAGAGCAGUGCUGAGUGCAUUCCUCUGUGCCAAGGGUGUGCUCCCCUAGGAAUACAGGCACCCACUCCCUCCAGCUUCCUUGGGGCAUCCUCGUUCUCAAGCCCAGGCCUUGCAGGUGUGAAGGUGGCUGUCCAGGUUUUUGAUGCAACAAAUACCACCCGAGAACGGAGAGAGACCAUCUUUAAUUUUGGGGAACAGAAUGGUUACAAGAUGUUUUUUGUUGAGUCCAUCUGUGUGGAUCCUGAGGUCAUAGCUGCCAACAUCGUGCAAGUGAAGCUGGGCAGCCCUGACUAUGUCGACCGUGACAGUGACGAGGCCACGGAGGAUUUUAUGCGGCGCAUCGAGUGCUAUGAGAACUCGUAUGAGUCGCUGGAUGAGGACCUGGACAGGGAUCUGUCCUACAUCAAGAUCAUGGACGUGGGGCAGAGUUAUGUGGUGAACCGAGUGGCUGACCACAUCCAGAGCCGCAUCGUGUACUACCUCAUGAACAUCCAUGUGACCCCCCGCUCCAUCUAUCUCUGCCGGCAUGGGGAGAGUGAGCUCAACCUCAAGGGCAGGAUCGGCGGGGACACGGGACUAUCCCCCCGGGGCAGAGAGUUUGCCAAGAGUCUGGCCCAGUUCAUCAGUGACCAGAACAUCAAGGACCUGAAGGUCUGGACAAGCCAGAUGAAGAGGACUAUCCAGACGGCUGAGGCUCUGGGCGUACCCUAUGAGCAGUGGAAGGUCCUCAAUGAGAUAGAUGCGGGCGUCUGUGAGGAAAUGACCUACGAGGAGAUUCAGGACCAUUAUCCACUGGAGUUUGCCCUGCGGGACCAGGACAAGUACCGGUACCGGUACCCCAAGGGGGAGUCCUAUGAAGACCUGGUCCAGCGACUGGAGCCUGUCAUCAUGGAGCUGGAGAGGCAGGAAAAUGUGCUGGUCAUCUGCCACCAGGCUGUGAUGCGCUGCCUCCUGGCCUACUUCCUUGACAAGGCGGCAGAACAGCUGCCCUACCUCAAGUGUCCGCUGCACACAGUCCUGAAGUUGACCCCCAUGGCUUAUGGUUGUAAAGUGGAGUCCAUAUUCCUGAAUGUGGAGGCCGUGAACACGCACCGGGACAGGCCUCAGAAUGUAGAUAUCUCAAGGCCACCAGAGGAAGCCCUCGUCACAGUCCCUGCUCACCAGUGACCGUGUCUCAUCCACUGCGACCCUGGGCAGGCAUUGAUCUCUGCCGACGAGGUCAUUCCAGGCCCCCUGGUCUGUGUGACAGUCAUCAUGCAGGAGUGCUCUUGAAGCAGUGUGUGCUGGCGGUGCCCAGAGCUCCUGCCCCAGCCCACCUGCCUCCUUGUUGACAGUCAGUGACUGGGCUGUAUGUGGUUCCUGACCUGCUGCUAAGAAUCGCUCAGCCAGACCGGAUCUGCGCAGUCUAGUGAGAGUUUUCCCAGCGCCUGGUCCUGUUGCGGCUUUUAGGUGUUCUCUCUCACUGGGUCCGGCUGGCUUUGUAAAGUGUGAACCCCUGAAAUGUGAAAUGGAAAGUGCUUCACUGUUGUGCUGUACCCACUGUGGCUGACCUGCCUGGGGUGGCCCUGACAACCCCUUAUAGGGCCUCUGCUGUCCUCCUGAGCCACUUCCUGAGCCAGAGGCAAGGGCUUCACAGGAUUCAGAGCUUCUGCCACCUCAUCCUUCCCCACCAGGAACUGAAGGGUCUCAGUCCAGGCAGAUGCUUCCCAGGACAGCCGCUGGCCAGGCCUUACAUAUGUGGGCCUUCAUGAAAGCAGCGUGCUUUCAGCACUUCAGACGCACAGAAACACUCAAGGAGGGGGCAUCGUGGUCACCCCUUCCCAGUUGGGCUUCCACUGAAAUACUGGGGACACCAGCAGCCAAGGCUGCUCCUCCCAGCUGCUCUUGUGGUGAAACCACUUAAAGAUGGGCAGUUGUCUGAGUUCCCUUCCCCGUGCUCAGGUAGAGAAUGCUGUCCAGCCUCCCUUCCCCGCCAUGCAUGCUGAGAGCUGGGAGGCAGCGGCCCAUACCUGCUGCUGUAUCCACACAGGUACAUACAGUGGGGGCAGGCACAGGCGUUUGCCCUGCGUUCCUCAGAAGAGCUAGGCAUGGACCGGUAUAGCCUGUCCUGGUGUUUGCGGACCCCUACCUCUGAGACUGGGGAGGGGAAGGGACAGAGCCUGGAGGCAGUCCCAAGCAUGCCACAGCUUUUGAUUCCUGGUCCUGUGAGCCUGGUGAAAAUGGGCCUGUGAGGCCUGGUGUCUGUUAUGCCCCUGUGUUCCUCUGGGCCCAGAGAGGCAGGCUGGGCAGUGGGGCCCAGCUCUGUUAUACAGCUGGGCAAACAGACCAUCCAAGGGGGUGACUUGCUGGCCAGCAAGUUAUGGAGCUAGGUCAGAAAGUGGCUGGAUUUGCAGUCGGGUACCCAGCUGUCUGCAGGUAGACCUUGAAGAAGCCAGGCCCCAGGAUCUUGAAGUCUACUUUGUCCCCAGAACCUUUCUUGGGCUAUUUCAGGCAGAGCAGCCCACCCUUCCCAGCCCUCCAGGGCUUCGUAGCCUGCAGGUACCACUGCUUCUGAGAGGAGUCGGCAUCACCAUCCAAGCUAGUGGUCCCGCCGCCUCGUGUGCAGCAGCAGCUGUGGAUGGGCGGGGUCAUCCUCUGGGACUCCUCUCAGAGACCCAAGCCCCUCUCAGCAGGGAGGGGGUAGCACUCCGUGUCCCCGAGGGCCCCUUGCUUAGACCUGGGGCCAGAGGACCAUGCCCCUGCCUUUGGGACGUGGGGACUGUGGCCUCUGCUUCUGUGCCCCUUGGAUUUUGGUGACUUUUGGUCACCGGAACGCACUCACUUGUGAGCCAUAGCCAAGUCCCUUUAGUCAGCGGCAGGGCAUGGGGAUCCGCAUGUUACCACUUCUCCCAGGACCUCUAGCUGGCUGAGGUGAGACCACCGAGGCCUCCCCUCUGCACACAGAUGGUAUCUGGGGGGUCAGGGGUCACAGCAUGGACUACUUAGUACAGUGCCUCUCUCUGGCCUCUGCCCUGGAGUGGGCUCUGCAUGGGCCACCCCAUGCUGGGUCAUUGGGUGCCAUGUUGUAGCUGUGAUGGUUAAUCUGCUCAUGUUGCAGACGUUUUCCUACGUUUCCUGGAAUGGAUGGCGUCGAACCUCAGCCAUACAUCACACUAUGUCCAGCAUUCUUUGCAAUAAACACUUCUUUAAAACACAAUAAUUUAAGGUUAUAUCUUGCAACCAGCUCUUCAUUUGUGGGGUGUUCUUUCUGGCCAGCUCUGUAGACUCUCCACGUUUUGAUCUUUGUCCUAGGUGUGUCGUGGUCUUUGGUUUAGCUCCCACCCCGAGCUUAUCCGUCUCUGGUGAGGGCAUUGUCUUGCCCUGAAAUGAGCCCUGGGCCUGGCUCCCAAGCAGGUCCCAAGCUUUUUCUGGGCUGUCUAGGGUGUGGGCCCUUACCUCUGAGCAAGAGGCACAUUUGUGGGAGAAUCCACUACCAGAAUUUUUUUUCAAGUCCAUUGUCCUAACAACCUAGAAAGGGCAGUUAUAUUAUUGUCAUGUUAAGGAAUUCUGUGGUAUUGUGGGUUGCAAGGAAACAAUAGCCAUUAGAUAGGAUUGGGGAUAUUUCAAUAGACUGGAAUGUGUUGCAAAGACAUAGGUUUCAACAACACUUGACUUAUAAUGUAUUUGGAUACCACUGUUAAACCAUACAGUAGCACAGGGGAGUGUUGUCAUGUUUGAUUUAGACCAAUCAUUAGUUAUCUCCUGGAGCUGGGCACAUUAUUAUUUGAACAAAAUUAUUAAAAGGGAAAAAUGGCUUUGUGGUAGACCAGAAAUAGUGUCUGUCACACCAUGAUUAAUGGCUGAAGGUCUCUGGGGAGCAUCAUGAGGAAAGUGCUAGCAUGAACCUAUGCCAUUUUCACAGGGCUGUUCUUAAAGGGCACCCACCCCACUUCCUUCAAGGGCCCCUGGGUUUGUGAACUGAUCUUGUCUGAAAGAUUGGUACAUGGUCCUUUCUGUUUUGGUCAGGCCUCUGCUGGUUAGACCUAAGUUCUUUUGAUAUGUACAUCAAAUAGAACUGUACUGUCCUCUCUCUCUAUUUUGGUCCUAGGGGCCUGGUGAUCAGGGACCUACUGCCAAAGAUCCCUUCAGGUCUGACCAUUCCUAUUACCUGUAAGUCCCACUGGCAUGUGAAGGUCACCACACCUGCCUCUCUUCUGACAACUCAGCACUGCUACUUGGCCCCUGUUGCCCCAGGGUUCUUGUAUCAAGGAGCUGUUUUGACUGUAGUGCCUUCCACUAGAAUCCCUGACCCACAGAGAACAGUGCUUUUCAGGGACGCUGAACUUCGAAGGCCUUUGGUGAAGGGAAUAUCUUCUGGGCCUUCUCCAGGGACUCAUUUUGGGAAAAGGUAAGUGAUUUGUCUAUGAAAAAUUCAAUCCAACAUUUAUCUUGAACAAAUGAAUGAUUCUUCCUAAGCCUUUGGAUUCUUUCCUCUGCAUUACACCACAGAGCUUUUGGCAUAUCGACUUCAUUUAGUGAGACUCAGCUUUCAUUCAGCCAACCAAUGAAAAUUAGAACAACCCCCAAAGGCUUGACCCAGCACAAUCAAAGUUUCAGCUAAGUGCAGUCCUAAAUUCCAUCCAAUCCGAAUUUACAUUCUUAUCUCCUUGGUCUAAUACCUCGGAGAAUCUAUUCCCAAACAUAUUCUUCAUAUUUUGGCCAGCAUAAACUAACAUAGUCUUAUGAUUCUUUUGAUACAUAAAAGCCAUUCCCUCUUGGCUUGACUUUGUAAUAGGGUCCUCCAACAUGCUGGAAUCUAUCUCUAAUUCAAGGCACUGGAGAUAUUAAGUUGGGGAGUGGGGUGUGAGAAAUGUUGAUUUUCUCUUACCUUAUGAGGUCUUCAGGGAGUGGUGCAGAAGAGGCUGGAGUUGGUGGUCAUCUGAUUCCUCUGAGUUCUUUCAUAUAUCCCUUUCCUUUUUAUCUCUUGAGAGAUAAAAGGUGGUGCAGGCCAAGCCCCAGGGAAACUCCCUUUACAUUGGAUGGAUCAGGGAUGUGACCUGGUAAGGGUGUUAAAAUCCCACCCUAAUCAUCUUUAACAUAAAAUUACAAUGGCAAAAUAGAGGACAACCAAAGAAUACUGGGAAUCAUGGCCUGACCCAGUUGACACCUUUUUGGGGUACACAACCCAUGACAAGUGUAUGUAACAAAACAUUUGCCAUUUCAACCAUUUUCACGUGUACAGUUAAGUGACAUUAUGUUCACUGUAUUGUGCAACCAUCAACACUGUUUCCAAUUUUUUUUUCAUCACCCUUAACAGAAACUUAGUACCCCUUAAGCAAUAACUCCCCCUUUUCUCCUCCCACCCACCCCUGGUAAUAACUUGGUGCUGCACCCAGGGUGGUGUCACCAGAGAGCCGUUCCACUUCUAGGCCAGUAGGGGCAAGGCAAGGAAUGGUUAUUGGAACCUGGUGGGACCACCACCUCCAGUUCCCCUAAUGGCCCCCUACUUCCAGUUUCAGUUUCUAUAAUCUGUCCACCAGAGGGAUCU
Messenger RNA from Loxodonta africana (African savanna elephant), 7868 nucleotides. RefSeq names its product 6-phosphofructo-2-kinase/fructose-2,6-biphosphatase 4 (gene PFKFB4). Gene Ontology annotation, molecular function: fructose-2,6-bisphosphate 2-phosphatase activity; ATP binding; 6-phosphofructo-2-kinase activity. Gene Ontology annotation, biological process: fructose 2,6-bisphosphate metabolic process; fructose metabolic process. The transcript is spliced from 11 exons. Gene Ontology annotation, cellular component: cytosol. NCBI's taxonomy places the organism in Eukaryota, Metazoa, Chordata, Mammalia, Proboscidea, Elephantidae. Bases 2339 to 3508 code for a protein of 389 amino acids. The record is from RefSeq and is a predicted model, not a curated record.